CUUUGACAACCACUGACCAAACCACCGUGACAGACCUGUCUCCAAGUCAUACCUAUACUUUCACAGUGAGGGCAUAUGGGGCUGACAACAUGUCAUACAGCGAAACCAAACCAUUGACAGUAACAACCUACAUGGACCCAUACCCCAUCACCCUGAAGCAGUCGUACCCCAAUGCUCUAGAAAUAGAGUGGCUGAGUCCUUCUGACAACAGUGUUGCCCGUCACACCUUCUGGUACUCUACGAAAAAGGGUUCGGAAGGACGGACUACUCCGAUCAAAAUUACGAAGAACAACACGAAGUACACGGAGCUGAUCCCUCACCUGGACACCAACACCGAGUACACCUUCCAGAUCAGGACCAUGUACAAGACUCCACCCUUUUGGUUCUACUCCUGGCCAGGAAAUAACUCACUCACGUUUAAAACACUCAAACAAACCAGCAUAGUAGCUGCACCCUCAGACCUUGUAUUAAAUCCGGGCGACGUGGCUACAUUUGAAUGCGGGGCAACAACAGACUUGCGGACGACACUGAUGUAUAACUGGCUGCGCGACGCAGUCCCCAUUGAUGAAGCCGACAUGCCGGUGGUCGUAAAGGAAGGCAGCCUCACCAUCCUGAACGUCAGUAGUGAAGACACAGCUACCUACACCUGUGUGGCACACAAUGGGAUCGACAAUGACACAGCUUCUGCAAAACUGCAAGUCAGAGCUCCUCCAUCUGCUCCUGACAACGUGGUCAUAACGGCAUGCUAUGCUAAUUAUGCCAAUGUAGAAUGGUCAUUUGGCAAGACUCAGGAGAGCUUCUCUCCUCUCCUGGGUUUUAUCGUGGAAUAUAAUACGUCAUUCACACCCAAUGAGUGGAUAGUCGGUGCCAGGACCUCUUCUGACAGUCGCUCAACUCAGAUACAACUUUCUUCUUGGGUGACAUACAGUUUCCGUGUUAAGGCCUUCAACGUGAUUGGUGAAGGUGAACCAGGUGAUAUAUCUCCGAUUAAGUGUAGGACUCCUCAAAGUCGACCAGACCGGCAUCCACGGAAUGUCAAGACUGUUGGAGACCAGACCAACGUCUUGGUGGUUGAAUGGGAGACGAUGCCUCAGAUUGAACACAAUGGACCUCACUUCUUCUAUAGCAUUGAGGUAAAGGAGAAGGAUGGGGACAUCUUGAUGAACUUUGUGGAGCACGACUACUCUGUAGGCAGAAAGGAAAUACACACGGGCACGAUCUACAAACCAUAUAUAAUACAAGUAAAAUCACAGAACUCUAUGGGACGUCCAUUCCUUAAAGCCCAGGCUAUCACUGGGUAUUCUGGUGAAGGUGUACCAACUGUUGCUCCUACCAACUUUGAACUCGACAGUGAAAUGGACGUGACUGCAACAAGUGCAAGAUUUCGCUGGGAUCCCGUUAGCACCAGCGCUGAGGUGAUACGUGGAGAGUACAGAGGCUACAAGGUUCGCCACUGGAAGAGGAACCAGAAGGAGACAAGCCUCCGUGAGGUGUUUAUCCCGGACAGUACAGAAGCUAACAGUAAACAGAGGUUGAGACGAACAGGAAACAAAGUCUGGGUUGACGUCCACAGUUUGCCACCUUACUCCCAUGUUGAGGCUGAUGUUGUGGCUGUCAACACCUACUUCAGCUCUGAAGGCAGCAACAUCCUCCGCUUCUCAACAGCAGAAGGAGUGCCCUCUUCAGUAGAGUACGUAAAUGUAACUUACCGAGGCUCAGAAGAUAUCGAGCUGGAGUGGGGACAACCUGGGGAACCAAACGGUAUCGUCAUUGGCUACCGCGUCGGAUACAGGAAGGUUCAAGGUCUUCAUUAUGGUGAUCUGGAGAUCAGUGAGAUUAUUGCAGAGAGGCGCAUGUUGCUUGGAGGUCUAACCCCUGACACUUAUUACCGUGUGUACGUGUGGGGCUUGACACGGGUCGGGCGUGGCGAGGAGUACUACACUGACAUUCGAACGGCUGAAGAAACGCCAGCUCCCCCAUCUGCUCCUGACAACGUGGUCAUAACGGCAUGCUAUGCUAAUCGUGCCAAUGUAGAAUGGUCGUUUGAUAAGACUCAGGAGAACUUCUCUCCCCUCUUGGGAUUUAUCGUGGAAUACAAUACAUCAUUCACACCCAAUGAGUGGGCAGUCGGUGCCAGGACAUCUCCUAACAGUCGCUCAGCUCGGAUACAACUUUCUCCAUGGGGGUCAUACAGUUUCCGUGUUAAAGCUUUAAACGAGAUUGGUACAGGAGAACCAGGUGAUAUAUCUCCGGCUAAGUGUAGGACUCCUCCAAGUCGACCAGACCGACAUCCACGAAAUGUCAAGACUGUUGGAGACAAGACCAACUUCUUGGUGGUUGAAUGGGAGACGAUGCCUCAGAUUGAACACAAUGCUCCUGACUUCUCCUAUAGCAUUGAGGUGAAGGAGAAGGAUGGGGACAUCAUGAUGAACUUUGUGGAACACGACUACACUGUAAGCAGAAAGGAGAUAUACACGGGCACGAUCUACAAACCAUAUAUAAUACAAGUGAAAGCACGGAACUCUGUGGGACGUCCAUUCGUUCAAGCCCAGGCUAUCAUUGGGUAUUCUGGUGAAGGUGCACCAACUGUUCUUCCUACCAACUUUGAACUCGCCAGUGAAAGGAACGUGACUGCAACAAGUGCAAGAUUUCGCUGGGAUCCCGUUAGCACCAGCACUGAGGUGAUUCUUGGAGAGUACAGAGGCUACAAGAUUCGCCACUGGAAGAGGAACCAGAAGGAGGCAAGCCUCCGUGAGGUGUUUAUCCCGGACAGUACAGAAGCUAACAGUGAACAGAUGUUGAGACGAACAGGAAACAAAGUCUGGGUUGACGUCCACAAUUUGCCACCUUACUCCCAUAUUGAGGCUGAUGUUGUGGUUGUCAACACCUACUUCAAUUCUGAAGGCAGCAACAUCCUCCACUUCUCAACAGCAGAAGGACUGCCCUCUUCAGUAGAGGACGUCAAUAUAACUUACCGAGGCUCAGAAGACAUCGAGCUGGAGUGGGGACAACCCGGGGAACCAAACGGUAUCAUCAUUGGCUACCAGGUCGGCUAUAGGAAGGUUGAAGGUCUUGAGUUUGGUGAUCUGGAGAUCAGUAGGUUUGUGGCAAAGAGGCGCAUGACACUUAGAGGUCUGACCCCCGACACUGCGUACCGUGUGUACGUGUGGGGCAUGACACGUAUUGGGCGGGGUGAGGAGUUCUUCAUUGACAUUCGCACGGCUGAAGAAACGCCAGAAACAAUUGAGAUACAUACUGGACCACGUGACCUUGCAUUAGUUCAAGGCAAUGAGGCUGUAUUUACAUGUGGAGCAAGAGCUGGCCCACGGAAGACUGUGGAAUAUAAAUGGUUGCGCAAUGGAGUCCGUAUUGAGGAGGGCGAUCCUCAGGUUAAGAUUGAGGAAGGUAGCCUUACCAUCCUUAAUGUCACCAGUAGCGAUACAGCCAACUACACGUGUGUUGCAUACAGGGGCAUUAACAAUGCCACGGCCACUGCAAAACUUCAGGUUAGCGCUCACCCAGCUGCUCCUGACAACGUGGUCAUAACAGCAUGCUUUGCCAAUCAUGCCAAUGUAGAAUGGUCAUUUGACAAGACUCAAGAGAACGUCUCCCCUCUCCUGGGUUUUAUCGUGGAAUACAAUACAUCAUUCACACCCAAUGAGUGGAUAGUAGGUGCCAGGACCUCUUCUGACAGUCGCUCAACUCGGAUACAACUUUCGUCUUGGGCGAUAUACAGUUUCCGUGUAAAGGCCUUCAACAUGAUUGGUGAAGGUGAACCAGGUGAUAUAUCUCCGGCUAAGUGUAGGACUCCUCCAAGUCGACCAGACCGACAUCCACGGAAUGUCAAGACUGUUGGAGACAAGACCAACUUCUUGGUGGUUGAAUGGGAGACGAUGCCUCAGAUUGAACACAAUGCUCCUGACUUCUCCUAUAGCAUUGAGGUGAAGGAGAAGGAUGGAGACAUCUUGAUGAACUUUAUGGAACACGACUACACUGUAGGCAGAAAGGAGAUAUACACGGGCACCGUCUACAAACCAUAUAUAUAA
Haliotis rubra (blacklip abalone) is the source of this 4046-nucleotide messenger RNA. Its product is annotated as protein sidekick-2-like. Gene Ontology annotation, molecular function: protein binding. Lineage: Eukaryota; Metazoa; Mollusca; Gastropoda; Lepetellida; Haliotidae. Gene Ontology annotation, biological process: cell-cell adhesion. The coding region runs from base 90 to 4046 and encodes 1318 amino acids. The transcript has 19 exons. The record is from RefSeq and is a predicted model, not a curated record.